Molecule: messenger RNA, 2177 nt
Organism: Mycetomoellerius zeteki
Lineage: Eukaryota; Metazoa; Arthropoda; Insecta; Hymenoptera; Formicidae
Gene: Pop2
Product: CCR4-NOT transcription complex subunit Pop2
Exons: 7
Coding region: 246-1154 (302 amino acids)
Cellular component (GO): CCR4-NOT complex
Molecular function (GO): poly(A)-specific ribonuclease activity; nucleic acid binding
Source: RefSeq, a predicted model, not a curated record
UCUCAAGUUUCUUUCUGAUACCAGCGAUCAAAGCGCCCGUCGCGCGUACUGAGUUCGUGAGGUAAAGAAGUCGUUUGAACCGUUCAUGAUUUGACACGGCAAGAUUGUGGGUGCAGCCUCGAUUAAAUCGUUUUGCGCUCAGACAUUGCUGACCAGGAAUAUAUCAUAUUGCAAGUGAUAUGAAGAAGGAAAGACCGUGACAGAAGGAAUUUGAAGACAAGUGUAGCCCCGGUGAAUGCAGGAAUAUGCCUUCAGCUACCGGUGGGACCAACCAAAUAGGGCAGCAAAAGGGAGGAGGGAAUAUGCCCAGUAAUGAAGAAUGUGGAAUCAGAGAUGUAUGGGGACAUAAUCUAGAAGAGGAGUUUCGUACAAUUCGUCAAGUCGUACAACAAUAUCAGUAUAUCGCAAUGGAUACAGAAUUUCCAGGUGUUGUAGCUAGGCCUAUUGGAGAAUUCAGAACCAAUGCCGACUAUCAAUACCAGCUCUUACGUUGCAAUGUAGAUCUUCUACGAAUAAUUCAACUUGGUCUCACAUUCCUUGACGAAUCGGGGAAUACGCCGGGCGGUAGCUAUACAACAUGGCAAUUUAAUUUUAAAUUCAACUUACAUGAAGACAUGUAUGCACAGGAUAGUAUAGAUAUGCUACAAAAUAGUGGUAUACAGUUCAAAAAACAUGAAGAGGAGGGCAUCGAUCCUUUAGAAUUUGCUGAGCUAUUAAUGACAUCAGGAAUUGUUCUUGUUGAUGACAUAAAAUGGCUAUCCUUUCAUUCUGGCUACGAUUUUGGUUACUUACUGAAACUCCUGACGGAUCAAAAAUUGCCACAGGAAGAAAGUGAAUUUUUCGAACUUCUUAGGAUAUACUUUCCGACGAUAUAUGAUGUAAAAUACUUAAUGAAAUCGUGCAAGAACUUGAAAGGCGGUUUACAAGAAGUAGCAGAACAGCUGGAAAUUCAAAGAGUAGGUCCUCAGCAUCAAGCCGGCUCCGAUUCCCUUCUUACUGGAAUGGUCUUUUUUAAGAUGCGAGAAAUGUUUUUCGAAGAUAAUAUUGAUGAUGCAAAGUAUUGUGGACAUCUAUAUGGUUUGGGAACGUCAUUUGUCAUGAACGGAUCUGGCGGAUAUAUGGACAGUAAUGGAGAUAAUGCCUCGACGUCGUAAUGUUAAAGAAAGAAUCAACCGUAACAGAGAGAUUAUUUCAUUACAAAUAAAAUGUUAUAAAAAAGUCUUUUCACUUAAUGAUGAAGUGUAUGGUUCAUAUCCGCAAUAUUAUAUUGACAUCAUUGCUGUAGGUUCCAUUCGCGAAAAACAAUUUAGACGUGUCUCUUUAAGAUCUCUCUCCUUUUUUUAAUUCUUUUGAAUUCUUUCUGUGACUUUUAUAGAUUUCUUCUGUGAUACGUACCAUCAAUUGAAAAGAUUUACAACAUUGAACAGCAUAAAAAAUGUAAUAUAAUUUUUUGUAAACAUUUGGACAAUAUUGAUAUAAGAUACCGUCGCAGUACAAAAAUUCCAUAAUUUCCCCUACUUUUAAGAUCCUUACAUACAUAACUACUCGAAUGAUGCAUAAAGAAAACGAGAAAAUUGCUUAACACACAUACCCAAACCAAACAUAAUUUACAGCUAAAUGUAUUAGUAAUGUUCGAUGUGUUCGACAUUUACAGGAAUAUUUCGUGAAUAACCGAUUUUUUUGCAACUUGUUACAAACAUUAAGCAGAUAUACAUCUCAUUAUCGUAUAUGAAUAAUACGAUUAAUAAUGAAAAGAUGUGUUUCUCUCUCUUGUUGUAAAAAAAUAUUGAAUCGUUGAAUAUGAACUCGUCGAACAUUAUUAAUGCACCCUAUACUAUGCAGACGUAUCUAUUACUGUUAAUAUGUAUAUUUAUUCUAUGAUGCAUUUGUAGCGCGAUACACAUUUUAAACGCGAAAAAUUCGUAUAUACAUUUUAAAAAACUGCAAUGGAGGGAAGUACACCGUUUGUAGGCUGUCCGCGAUUUUAAGUUGAAUAUAUAAAAUAUAUUAAUAUAAGAGCAUCAUACAUUUUUAUUAUGCAUAUAACGGAUACCGUAAGUGAUGCGUUAAUGUAAAAAAAGUAAUACGACUUUAAAGAUGAAGUAGCCUUCAUAUAUAAUAUUUGCUUAUAUACUGCACGUGUUUUAUUGUAAAACCUGUCGUCCUCAAGAAUGCAA